Mangifera indica (mango) is the source of this 2978-nucleotide messenger RNA. Its product is annotated as pentatricopeptide repeat-containing protein At3g61520, mitochondrial-like. Lineage: Eukaryota; Viridiplantae; Streptophyta; Magnoliopsida; Sapindales; Anacardiaceae. Gene Ontology annotation, molecular function: protein binding. Bases 327 to 2642 code for a protein of 771 amino acids. The transcript has a single exon. The record is from RefSeq and is a predicted model, not a curated record.
UCACAUGCAUCAGGAAAAAAAUGGGUUUGUAUCAAACUCUAUAAUAUGCCAUAGAUCCUUACCCAGCCUCCCUCAUAUCCCGCCAAAUGAAUCGCAAAUAGUAAUCCAAAAUACCUGACCCAAAAUAGUCUAAGGUCUGGCUUCAGGAUCAAGUCUAACUCGAUAAACUCAGCAUUAUUUUGAACUUUAUGAUAGGAAAGUGUUAAUUUGGAAAACCUUGGGUAGGACAUGGAAGUAAAUUUUUCUUCCAAAUUUCCUAUACAAACCCCUUCUUGUAAGAUUCCGAAUUUCUUAUUGCCUGAAGGCCUUGAACAGUUGACACAGUUAUGAGUUUAACAAGACAAACCAAGCUCCUUCUACCCCAAUCUUUGUCUGUUCUCCGUUAUCUCUCCGCCGAACCCACUCCACCAGCGCCACCACAAUCACCGUCACCACUACCAUCCGCCAAACCCUGUUCACUAGCACCAUCACAAUCACCACCUGCACAUGAAUCAUCGGUAAUAACAGAAGCAGUAAACCUCCUUCUUCAAACCCCACAUAAUGAAUGGAACUCUUCUUCCCAACUCAAUCACCUCCUCUUCUCUUCCCCUCCAACUCCUCGUCUUUUCUUCCAAAUCAGUCGUCGCUUACCCUCUUCCUCGCAAGCUCUCACUUUUUUUAAUUAUAUCAAAUCCAACCCACUUACGCCACAAAACACCGAAUUACUCUCUCACAGCUUUCAAGCUGUUUUUGAGCUCGCCAGUCGUGAAUCGGAUUCAUAUAAGAAGCUCUACGACCUUUAUAAACAAUGCAAAGACCAAAACGUCCCUCUUUCGAUCAAUGCCGCCACACUUCUAAUUCGGCGUUUAGGAAAGGCCGAUACUGUUGAUCAGUCCCUUCUGGUGUACAAUGAGCUCGAGCCCAAUAUUAAAAAUACGCAUUUACGCAAUGUGUUGAUUGAUGUAUUAUUAAAAGACGGGCGGUUUGAUGACGCGCUCGAUGUGCUCGACCAAAUGCUUCAGCGGGAUUCCGAGUUUCCGCCUAAUGAUGUUACUGGGGAUAUUGUUUUCCAUGCUUUAACGAAGAAAGGCCGCUUCAGGAGGAAAGUGAGUGAUGAGGAAAUAGUUAGUUUGGUGAAUAAAUUUGGUGAACGUGAAGUUUUUCCCGACAUGUUUUGGCUAACACAGAUGAUUUCCAGACUUUGUAAAAAUUUUAAAACAGAUCUAGCUUGGGAUGUUUUGCAUGAUUUGAUGAAAUUAGGUGCUCCUAUAGAAGUGGCUUCUUGCAAUGCUCUUUUGAGUGGUUUAGCAAAGUCUGGGGAUUUUAAGAGAAUGAAUAAGUUAUUGUUGGAGAUGAAGGAAUAUGAUAUUCGGCCCUCUGUUUUAACUUUCGGAAUUUUAAUUAACCGGUUAUGCAAGUCUUGGAGAGUUGAUGAAGCUUUACAGGUGUUUGAGAAAAUGAGUGCAAGCAAAGAGAAGGAUUGGGUUUCUAUUGAACCUGAUGUGAUCAUUUACAAUACUUUGAUUGAUGGACUUUGUAAAGUUGGGAGGGUCGAAGAAGGACUGGGUCUGAUGGAAAGGAUAAGAUCACAAGAGGGUUGUCAGCCUAAUGUUGUUACCUACAAUUGCUUGAUUGAUGGGUUUUGUAAAGCAGGCAAUAUUGAGAGUGGGCAAGAGCUUUUUGAUCAGAUGAGGGAGGAAGGAGUUAUGCCAAAUGUGAUAACUCUUAAUACUUUGAUUGAUGGCAUGUGUAAACAUGGAAGAAUCAAUAAUGCUGUCCAGUUUUUUAAGGACAUGAUGAAGAAAGGCUUGUAUGGUAAUGCUGUUACUUACACAACCUUCAUCAAUGCCUUUUGUAAUGUUAACAAUAUCAAAGAGGCAAUGGAAUGGUUCCAUGACAUGUGUCGAGCUGGAUGCACUGUGGAUGCAGUGGUUUACUAUACCUUGAUCUCUGGAUUGUGUCAAGCUGGAAGGGUGAAUGAUGCCAGUGUUGUUUUAUCCAAGUUAAAAGAAGCUGGUUUCAGACCUGACACUGUGUGCUACAAUGUUCUGAUUGGUGCAUUUUGCAAGAAGAAAAUGUUGGAUAAGGCUUAUGAGAUGCUUGCAGAAAUGGAGGCUGCUGGAAUUAGACCUGAUUGUGUCACAUAUAACACUUUGAUUUCCUAUUUAAGCAAAGAUGGGAACUUUUUAGCUGCUCGUCAACUGAUGAAAAGGAUGCUUGAUGAUGGCCUUGUGCCUACUGUUGUUACAUAUGGAGCUCUAAUACAUGCAUAUUGCUUACAUGGAAUGGUGGAUGAAGCCUUGAAGAUUUUCAGAGACAUGAAUUCUGCAUCAAAUGUUGCUCCAAACACUGUGAUAUGCAACAUUCUGGUAGACUCAUUGUGCAAGAAUAAUCAAGUAGACGUUGCACUUUCUCUAAUGGAUAAUAUGAAAGUUAAGGAGGUGAAGCCAAAUACUGCAACGUUUAAUGCCAUGUUUAAAGGCCUUCGGGAGAAGAAUAUGUUGGAUGAAGCUUUGAAAUUGAUGGAUGAAAUGGUUGAGCAUGCUUGUCAUCCUAAUUAUAUAUCAAUGGAGAUUCUUACAGAAUGGCUUUCAGCAGCUGGUGAAUUAGAAAAGUUAAGAAAAUUUGUACAAGGAUGCAAGGUCUCUGCUGCCCCUGCAUAGAAAAGAUGUUGUUGAGAGGUUAUAAUUCCUGGAAAUGCACCUGACGGGCCUAGUUGAGAUGAGUUGGGCAAACCCAUAUGAUAUUUGAAAACAAGUCCAAGCUCCAAUUUUGUUUCUGAGCAUUUAGUUUCAUCAUUCUGGUGCCACCAUCUCCUGUUGCACCUGUAACAGGCUGCAAUUUCAAUCCUUACUUGGCUCCUCUCCUGAAGUUGCUGAGGGAGAAUGUACUUAUUGUCAGGAUGCAUUUCAUGUGGCCUGAGAAGAUGUAUUCAAUUCAAUUUUUAUUUUUAACAGGAUAAAUUUUAGUAAUCUGACGUUUAAACUUUCUGCUCUCCU